Messenger RNA from Lathyrus oleraceus (garden pea), 1010 nucleotides. RefSeq lists its product as uncharacterized. The record is from RefSeq and is a predicted model, not a curated record. Lineage: Eukaryota; Viridiplantae; Streptophyta; Magnoliopsida; Fabales; Fabaceae. The transcript has a single exon. Bases 248 to 919 code for a protein of 223 amino acids.
UUACUUCCUACCUAGUACCACACAAAAUUUAACAUAAUCAUCCUGUUUUCAUCUCUGUUCCGAAACAGAGUUCAUAGUUGAUGCAAAUUUUCUAUGCUCACAUCCAAUUCAAAAACUCAUUUUCCAUGCUCCAAAUUUUACAAACCGUUUCAGUUUCAGAUUCAGUUUCACCUUCUCUAUUCUCUUCUUUCAAAUACAUAGUUUCUCUUGCACCUUGAGAAAGAAUCACAAACACACUUUAAAAAAAAUGGAGUUGUUCAGUUUUAAUCUCCAAGCAGAGAAAACAAAUGCAAUCCUAAAACACAGGAAACUUCAAAGGGUAACAACGUUAUUACGUCUCGUUGAAGUGUGUGUCGUUUUAGUGUUGAUUUCAAGGCUUUCUUUGAAGCUACCGGUUGUAGUAAGAAGCUCAAGCGAGUAUAUAAAGGACUUUUCGGUCUUUAUGAAUAGUCCUUGUUUUGUUUUUCUCAUCGGAAACGUUAUAAUAAUAGCGCUGUUCGUUCAGGGUUUAGGAAAAAACGUUCACGAAGAAACAGAGCACGAUGAUAUUUACGAAAAGUUUGUACGAAAAGACAAAGAACAGAUAAGGAAAAACGAGUGUAGUACAGUGGAAGAAGGUGAUAAUAGGGUAGUGGAGGAGGAGAAAGUAAAAAGAGGGGUGAAGAAAGGUUAUUGUUAUAGGAGGUGUGAGAGUGAGGUAUUGAAGAAACGACGUCGUGUGUUGCGAAGGUGUGAGAGUGAGAACAACAAGGGAAGGAAAAGUAUUGAAGGUGGUGGUGAAGAGGAAAUGGUGAUGAGGAUUUCGUAUCCUGAGGAUGAGAUGAGUAAUGAGGAGUUUCGUAGGACUGUAGAAGCUUUUAUUGCUAAGCAACAGAAGAUUCUUAGGGGAGAAGAAGAAGAUUGUUCUUAUUUGGUUUAGAAGACUAAUUGUACUUAUUGUAAUUAAUUACAUGUGUUUUGUCAAGUUUAUUAGUGAUUUCAAGUUAUAGAUUUAAUCUUAUUUACAAGUC